Messenger RNA from Drosophila guanche, 4509 nucleotides. RefSeq names its product protein artichoke. The coding region runs from base 7 to 4233 and encodes 1408 amino acids. Gene Ontology annotation, molecular function: protein binding. Lineage: Eukaryota; Metazoa; Arthropoda; Insecta; Diptera; Drosophilidae. The record is from RefSeq and is a predicted model, not a curated record. The transcript has 6 exons.
UCCAAUAUGAAAGCGUGGAAACAGCUGCCAAAUGAGGGGCGGCGCUACGCCGUGCUCUUGUUUCUGCUUUGUUGUCUCUCCCACUUGACCCAACACAGCGCCGCCUGGCGUCCAUGUCCGGAGCUCAGUCCCGCCCUGCGUCUGCCAUGCAGGUGCAAUGUGGUGCCGUUUGCAGCAACCGGACAGCUCGGCGCUGUGGCCAUGGACUGCGAUCGCGUCGUCUUCCAUGGCGAUGCCCCCCAGCUGCCGUAUGGAGCUCCCAUUGUCUCAUAUACGCAACGUUACAGCGGCCAACAGGUUCUGCCAGCCCAGGCAUUUGGACAGCUGAAACUAACCAUCGAGGAGCUGGAUCUGUCCAACAACCUCAUCAGGCGUAUACCAGAAAAGGCCUUUGAUGGCCUCAAGGAUUCGCUGAACGAGUUGCGGCUGGCCAACAAUUUGCUGGGCGAUAACCUCAAUCCCAUUUUUUCAUCCGCCGAGUUGCAUGUGCUGAAGAAUCUGCGCAUCUUUGAUUUGUCCGGCAACAAGAUCAAACUGAUCGAGGAGGGUCUGCUGAAGGGUUGUGUGGACCUCAAGGAGUUCUAUGUGGAUCGCAAUAGCCUCACAGCGGUGCCCACAAACUCUCUGAAUGGUCCCAGUGGCCUGCGUCAUCUGUCUCUGCGUCAAAAUCUGAUUGGUGCACUACUGCCGGACUCCUUCAAUGCCCAGCGGCAGUUGGAGAUCAUUGAUCUGCGCCACAAUGUGCUGCGCAACAUCGACAGUCUGGCCUUCAAGGGUCUGCAGCGUAUACGGGAAAUCAAGCUGGCUGGUAACCGCCUCACCCACCUGAACAGCGACGUCUUUGAGAAGUUGCAAACGCUGCAGAAGCUCGAUCUGUCCGAGAACUUCUUCGGUCAGUUUCCCACCGUGGCACUGGCGGCAGUGUCUGGGUUGAAGUUCUUGAAUCUGUCCUCAAAUAUGCUGCAGCAAUUGGACUACACCCACAUGCAAGUGGUGCGGAGCCUGGAGACCUUGGACAUGAGUCGCAACAGCAUCACCAGCCUUACGCCUGGCACAUUCAAGGACAUGAACGCGCUCAAGUAUCUGGAUCUGAGUUUGAACUCCCUGAGAACGAUUGAAGAUGAUGCCUUGGAGGGAUUGGAGAGUCUUCAAACUCUCAUCAUCAAAGACAACAACAUUCUGUUGGUUCCCGGCAGCGCACUGGGACGUCUGCCACAGCUCACGACGCUUCAGUUGGACUUCAAUCGAGUGGCUGCCCUCUCGGCGGAGAUUUUGGGUUCUCUGCAGGCGGGCGACAUCACCAGCCUGUCGCUGUCGAGGAACGUUAUUCGGGAACUGCCACCCGGCAGCUUCCAGAUGUUCAGCAGCCUCCACACCUUGGAUCUCGCUGGCAACUCCCUGGCUGUUGUCAAUGCGGACACUUUUGCUGGACUCGAGGGCACACUGAUGGCGCUGAAACUGUCGCAGAAUCGUCUGACCGGUCUCGGCGGCACGCCCUGGGAGCUGCCCGAGUUGCGUUCGCUCGAUCUGAGUGGGAACAGCCUCGCCGAGAUACCGAUUAGCGUAUUUGACGAGCUAGAGAACCUGCAGAGCCUGAACUUAAGCGGCAACCACUUGGCUGGCCUCACGGGCGCCCUGUUCAAGCCGCUGGCACGCCUGCAGGUCAUCGAUUUGAGUCGCUGCAACAUUCGACAGUUGAGUGGCGACCUGCUGGCCGGACUGCAGGACCUCAAGCACAUCCACAUCAAUGACAAUCAGCUGGCGGAGCUGCAGGACGGGACAUUCGUGAACCUGUGGAACAUCAGCUCGAUUGAUUUGUCCAACAACCACAUUGCCUCCAUCCGCACGGGCGCCUUUGUGAAUGUGAUGCAGCUGAAGCGAUUGAAUCUGAAGGGGAACCAGCUGUCGGCCUUCAAGGGGGAGUACUUCAACACGGGCACGGGCAUCGAGGAGCUGGACAUAUCGCACAACCAGCUGAGCUACCUGUUUCCCUCCUCCUUCCGCAUUCAUCCGCGACUGCGGCAGAUCCUCGCGGCGCACAACAAGUUCUCGUUCUUCCCCGCCGAGUUGAUAUCCUCGCUGCAGUACUUGGAGCACAUUGAUCUGUCGCACAAUCUGCUGAAGACAAUCGAGGAGCUGGACUUUGCACGCCUGCCGCGACUCCGCGUUCUGCUCGUGGCCCACAAUCAGCUGGACAUGGUCAGCGAGAUGGCCUUCCACAACUCCACGCAGCUGCAGGUCCUCGAUCUGGCAUACAACAGCCUGGAUCGCAUUGGCGAGCGCACCUUCGAGGGUCUGGUGCGCCUGGAGCAACUCAACCUCGAGGCCAAUCGCCUGUCGGAGCUGUCCGACGGCGUCUUUGAACGCACCAAAUUGCAGAUGCUCGAGAACAUUAAUCUCGCUCGCAAUCGCUUCGAGUACGCGCCCCUCAACGCCCUGCAGCGGCAGUUCUUCUUUGUGUCCUCCGUCGAUUUGAGCCACAAUCGGAUCAAGGAGCUGCCUGCGGACGACAGCAUUAUGGUGAACAUCAAGCGCAUCGAUCUCUCCUUCAACCCACUCUCUGCCCAGGCAGUACACAACGUUCUCAACGAACCCAAGACGGUGCGGGAGCUGAGUCUGGCUGGCACGGGCAUCGAGCAGCUGGAGCUGCUGGAGACGCCCUUCCUGCAGUACCUGAACCUCUCGCACAACAAGCUGCGGCACGUGAAGCCGGAUGUUUUCCAGCGAGUCACACUGCUGGAGACCUUGGAUCUGUCCAGCAACCAACUGGAGAGCCUUGACGAUCUCUCGCACGCGUGGCCACAGCUGCAGGUGCUCCAGGAGCUGGACGUGUCCAACAACAGCUUUGAGAUAAUUUCGCAGGCAAACUUUGGCCAGCUGGAGAUGUUGAAAUCGCUGCGCCUGAGCCACCUGCCGCAGUGCACAAGAAUCGAGAAGAACGCCUUCAAGCAGCUGCCGAAUCUCGUCCAUCUGGAGGCUUACGAUCUGCCGCUGUUGGGCUAUCUGGAUCUCCAGGGCAUCCUCGAGCUGCUGCCCGGCCUGGAGUCGCUGGACAUUGAGGUGAAGGACUCGAGCAUUGGCAGCGAGCAGAUCCAGCCCCUGAAGCAUCCACGCCUGAGCAGCCUGGGCAUUCGCGGGGAGCGCCUCAAGUCCAUCUCCUCGGGCACCCUGGCCGGCUUGAAGAGCAGCGAACUGCAGAUAAAACUGGUCAACACGUCGCUCAGUGCUCUGCCCCCAGCGCUGCUCUUCCCCGUGCCACGCUCCUCGCAGCUCAGCCUGAACGUUGAGGGAUCGCAGAUUUCGGUUCUGGUGCCGCAAUUCCUCAAUGCGCUGGAGGAUCGCCGCGCCAGCCUGCAGCUGCAAGGUCUGGCCAGCAAUCCCAUUGUCUGUGACUGCAACGCGCGUGCCCUGCGCCGCUGGCUGCCCAACUCCGGAAUGCCCGAUGUGACCUGCCAGGCGCCGGCCUUCCUUGCCGGCCGAAAACUCAUCGAAGUGGGCGACGAUGAACUGACCUGCGAUGCCCGUCGCAUGACCUCCUCCACAUCGCGACCCACCGCCACAGUGCCGCAUCUGCACAAGUCGUCCAGCCAGCUGGUGACGCGCAGCAGCUCCACGACGGAGGAGCCGCUGAUCAUAUGGAGCCUGGAGCCCACGCAGCCGCCUAGCCUAAAGAAGAUUAAGACGAAGGCGCCGCUGAUGAAGGCCCAAGCGCCGAUCAUCAGCAACGACGACACGCUCAUCAUUGGCAUUGUCGGUGGGGUGGUGGCCUUCAUAGCCAUCCUGAUCAUCAUCAUUUGCAUUAUCCGGCUGCGCAUGAGCAAUGCGGAGUACCAGCAUAGCACGGCCAUGAUCGGCAUCCCCUCCGGCAUGCACAUGGGCGCCCACAAUGCGGCCUACAACUACAAGAAUGCAGCGGCUGGUGCCGCACUCUACGCGGUGCCGCCGUAUCAAGCCAGCUACGCCACUCUGCCGCACAAAGCGGCCUCCAUACACCAUCAGUCCACACAGAAUCUGACUCAGCGCCAGCAACAACAGCAGCAGCAACACCAGCAUCAACAGCAACAGGCGGCUGCUGCAGCUGCCGCGUACUCAACCAUGUCCCGCAUGUCAUACUUCAGUGGAGCGGGAGCGGCAGGCGGAGGUGUCCCUGGCAAUGGCGAUGGGGCAGAAAGCCUGUCGCAGCAUCAACAUCAGCCCUACAUCAUAUACUCGGAUGAUAAGGCCUACAGAUAAGCUCGAUCCAAUCGGACAUCAUCUCUUUCCCCACAUCUACUUCUAUUUCAGUCUCAGUUAGUCAGUCGGCCGCAUCGCAGUGGCUGCGAGGCCCCCGCCCCCCAACACCACAAGAAACAGGUUCUACAUUCUCAGCCUUCGUUGUAUAUAGACUUAAUGCUACGCUCUAACUGUAACCCUAACUGUAUCGUACCGUAUCUAUAUUUAACCAUACAAGUACCAUAAUUAAGCGCAGCCAAAACGCUGGCAAAUAAACAAAUUGUAGUAUAAUGAACA